AUGUCGUCUGCUGCUAUGCAAACGGUUCCUCAGUACACACCCGCCCAUUCCUCCGCUACUUAUGUUUCACUUCCCCAUCCAAUCCCCGCUUCGACGUCGCAAUACGACUAUGCGCCGCAGCAAUUAUUCAAUGACUUGCCCCGGUCAACGCAACCAUCGCGGCGAUCGCGUGACCCUCAUAGUGCCGUCGUGAGCACCGCGCUAAGUUCUCAGCAGCCAUCUUAUCCCCCGACGACGACAUAUUCUUCGGCUAUGAGCGACCCCCACGAACAAGCUCCGCCAUUGUCCACCCAUGCAUCCCCAUCUUUGAACCCCGCACUGCCGACGCCCGGCCAGAAUAGUAACCGAGCGCCCGUCUACCCCGAUCUUCAAGGUGCUCCUCCCAUCCCGCCGCCGAGGACAUCUUCGACUCAUCGGAGUCAACAUGGUUCAAGCGCUACAUCAUCCUCCGGCGAAAGAGUCACUAGUUCGCGGCGCAACAAGAGCAAACCUGACGAUCGAGGCACCGGCCACCGCGAGAGAAGAGGUGACGAGCCUCGCUCGCACCGUUCAGCAGCUCACCCGUCUGAGGAACCGACGAGGGAACCGUCCGGAAAGGGAUCGAGGCGACUCCAGGCAGAAUCAUCCUCAGCGGUCGACUCACGCUCGGAGGAGAUGAUGGAGACCAUCCCCAGUCUGGGAACUUUGGUAAAGGAGUCCAGUACAGUUAUCAACCAAGUGGUGGUGAGUGACCCUUCAGUGGACAUCAUGAGGGAGCAAGCACGGCAAGCAGAAGCGUCGAUAUCGCCUUCUAGCGACAGUGCUCCGCCAUCCGGGCUCGCCUUGGUCGGCAGCGAGGGUGUGGAUGACGGAGGGCGCGGCGGACUACGCAGUCGGCACGACUACAACGAAAACACGAUCAAGCGCAAAGAGACUACGUUCGGCCAGUAUAUCCUUGGGCAAACUCUCGGGGAGGGCGAGUUUGGAAAGGUCAAGCUGGGUUGGAAGAAAGAUGGCAGCGUCCAGGUUGCCAUCAAGCUGAUUCGGAGGGAGUCUCUCGGAUCUAAUCCUAAUCGGCUGCCCAAGAUCUACCGAGAAAUCUCCAUUCUUCGCGAUCUCCAUCACCCGAAUAUCGUUCGACUCCAUGAAAUGGUGGAGACCGAUCGCCACAUCGGCAUUAUUAUGGAAUAUGCAUCAGGUGGAGAGCUCUUUGACCACAUUCUGAACAAUCGUUACCUCAAGGACAAUUCGGCCCGGCGCCUGUUCGCCCAGCUCGUAUCAGGCGUGGGGUAUCUUCAUAAGAAAGGCAUUGUUCAUCGAGAUCUCAAACUGGAAAAUUUGCUCCUGGAUCGCAACCGCAACAUCAUCAUCACGGAUUUCGGCUUCGCGAAUACAUUUGACCCAAGCGACGAGUUGGGCGAGGAGAUCGAAUACAAUCUCACCAAUAAGGAGUUUGUGAAGCGAAUGCGCUUGGACAAGCCUAACGCCAAAGGCAUGAGACGGGGCGACCUGAUGCAGACCAGCUGCGGAAGCCCGUGUUAUGCGGCCCCCGAACUGGUGGUGAGUGAUUCUCUGUACACAGGGCGCAAAGUGGACGUCUGGAGCUGCGGCGUAAUCCUGUAUGCUAUGUUGGCUGGCUAUUUGCCUUUCGAUGAUGAUCCAGCAAAUCCAGAUGGCGAUAACAUCAAUCUGUUGUACAAGUAUAUUGUUAGUACACCGCUGACGUUCCCGGAAUACGUGACACCACAUGCUCGCGAUCUUUUGAGACGGAUAUUGGUGCCCGACCCGCGCAAACGAGCAGACCUUUUCGAAGUGGCUCGUCACAGUUGGCUCAGCGAGUUUUCGCAUGUUGUGUCUCACAUUACGAGCAGCACAACCAAAGUUGCGGACAUUGCCGACACGACAGUUCCUCCUGAAAGUCAUAGGGAAGCCCCAGCGCUGGCUCGCAGUGCCUCCGUCAGAGAGCCUCCGAAAGCAUACCAGAGCUCGAUACCUACUGUUGGAGGGCUUGUGCAUCAAUCCGGAGACAUUUCCCAAGAGCCGUCCGUCGAUCGGUCAAAGACUUCUCGGGACACAAAACGGCGAACGGUGCAGGUCGAAUAUGUUGCCCCCCAGUCUCAGACAGCAAGAGGAGAAAGUCCUUCCGCCCCCGAAUCCCCGAACGCGAAGCCAUCCGAAGUGGAAGCCGUCCUUCCAGCCGCAAGGCCCGGCAGUCGAGAUGCGGCGGCGAACACACAAGCAGGCGCUCUACCCUCGGGUGUUCAUAUGGAGCAGCGCUCAACACGGGCUGGAGAAACCAAGGCACCCGCUGGCUCGGUGCCGCCUGCACCAGGGCAUUUGCCUCGGUCGACCUCGGACAGCACCGCCCUCACGGGAACGCACACGACAAUGCCUCCGACGCAAGCCACGCGGCCUACGACGGGCGCCUCAAUGGCCUCGUUCAAUACUGGUCGCUUGCCCUCUCGGGGUUCAUACGGACAGCCUGUGGCUCCUACUGUUGCGGCGACCAAUGCACAGGGUCGCCUUGCCCAACCGAAGAGCAAGCAAUAUGUGAUCUCGGCGCCAAUCCCUCAGGAUUCCUCGCAACACGCUGCCAUGUCGAUCGGACGUCCAAGCACACAGGCCCUCCCAGCCAAAUUCAACACCACCCCUCGGCAGGAACCACCCAAGGGUCAUAAGAGAUCCAAUACGGUCUCGGGCAUUGGCGAAAAGCUCUUUGGGCGAUCAGGAUCCAUCUUUGGCGGUCGUGGAACACAGACCGCUCCUCGUCAGAAGCCCAGCAAGCGGUAUCCCCCAACAAGCAUGAGGGAUCCAUUUGCCGGAGAGGAAAUCCGAGUCUCUAUGGAUUCCCGACGGUCCAUUCAAUAUGGAUCUAACCGGAAGAUGAGCGAAACUGUUGGGGAGAAUAGACCACGCCGGUUUUCCUUGCUACCAGCAUCUUUCUCCCUCAAGGGUUUUUCUUCAAGCCGAUCGCAGACUCCCGAAGAGGAAUCCCAAACGAGUCGCUCCACUGAUCAGCGAGUCCAGCAACGUCCCUCGGCCGGAGUUAUCCGCCCUCGAGCGCGCGCCACCAGCUACGGAACGCAAGAUGCCAUGGGUAUGGUGUCUGAUGGACCAGGAGAGGGGGUACUGGCCUCAGAGGAGCCGGUCAACUACCAAGCCCGUAUUGAUCAACAAUUCGCGGAGUUGCACGGUUUGCAAUCCGCGGCGUACCAACCUACCUCGUACAGCAGCACAUCAGCAGAGCACGUAUACCAUAAUGACAACGAUCAUCAAUACGGAUAUCAAUACGCCAGUCACUCGACACCGAAUUACUAUGAUGAGUAUACCAAUGACCCCCGGCCGUCAAUGCAGGCCGGCCGGGCGGGAAGAGGCCCCAACGUUCUGCAGAAGAACAAUAGGAAGUUUGCCGAUGCUUACGAGUACGAACGAGACCCCUCUCACUCCGGCAGCUCCGGUGCGGCCAGGAAAGUCAUGGACUUUUUCCGUCGAAGAGCUAAAUCCAGGGCCGGUGAUGACCGUUGA
Aspergillus fischeri NRRL 181 is the source of this 3504-nucleotide messenger RNA. RefSeq names its product putative serine/threonine protein kinase (Kin4). The record is from RefSeq and is a predicted model, not a curated record. Gene Ontology annotation, molecular function: tau-protein kinase activity; ATP binding; protein serine/threonine kinase activity. Gene Ontology annotation, biological process: intracellular signal transduction; protein phosphorylation; microtubule cytoskeleton organization. The transcript is spliced from 3 exons. Lineage: Eukaryota; Fungi; Ascomycota; Eurotiomycetes; Eurotiales; Aspergillaceae. Bases 1 to 3504 code for a protein of 1167 amino acids. Gene Ontology annotation, cellular component: cytoplasm.